Molecule: messenger RNA, 1307 nt
Organism: Triticum dicoccoides
Lineage: Eukaryota; Viridiplantae; Streptophyta; Magnoliopsida; Poales; Poaceae
Product: NADH dehydrogenase [ubiquinone] iron-sulfur protein 2-like
Exons: 3
Coding region: 347-1114 (255 amino acids)
Biological process (GO): mitochondrial electron transport, NADH to ubiquinone
Cellular component (GO): respiratory chain complex I
Molecular function (GO): NAD binding; oxidoreductase activity, acting on NAD(P)H; quinone binding
Source: RefSeq, a predicted model, not a curated record
ACUUCAUAUAUCCCUUUUUUACUCAAUCCAGAAUACCGAGAAAGUCAGAUUGAAUCAUUUUGUCGACCUUUCCUUUGGAUUUAUUAUCAUAGGUAGUGUUCGAGAUCGCCUCUGUGCGGUGAACGCUCGAAUGUAGCUAACAUCAGUUUUGUCCUCGCGUGGUUGAAGGAGAUGCUGCUGCUGGAUGGAAUGCUUCCGGGGCGCCAUGAUCCUUCUAUCAGGAAUAGAAUAAUCGAGGGCACUGACUGACUGCAUCAAUCAUCGCUCAGUGAGCUAUUAAUUGCCGCCAAUAGCGCUUCGCUUGCAUGCAAGGCGGCUAAUAAAAGCGCCAGGUAGACGCGCGGAGAUGCAUUUUGAGUACUGGUGGUACUGGACAAGCUCUAGGGGAAUAAUCUCUUUCUUAUUUCUUUCUUAUUUCUUUCCCAUGACGACUAGGAACGGGCAAAUCAAGAAUUUCACUUCGAAUUCCGGACCUCAACAUCCUGCUGCUCAUGGUGUUUCACGAUCAGUAUUGGAAAUGAACGGAGAAGUGGUGGAACGUGCGGAACCACAUAUUGGAUCACUCCAUAGAGGGACUGAGAAAUUAAUCGAGUACAAAACUUAUCUUCAAGCUUUACCUUAUUUUGAUCGUUUAGACUAUGUUUCUAUGAUGGCCCAAGAACACGCUCAUUCUUCAGCCGUAGAGAGACUUUUGAAUUGUGAGGUACCAUUACGAGCUCAAUAUAUAAGAGUGUUAUUCUGUGAAAUAACUCGAAUUUCAAAUCAUUCACUUGCUUCAACUACUCAUGCUAUGGAUGUGGGAGCAUCAACUCCGUUCCUUUGGGCUUUUGAGGAGCAGGAGAAAUUGUUGGAAUUCUAUGAAAGAGUCCCGGGAGCCAGGAUGCAUGCCAGUUUCAUACGACCUGGUGGAGUGGCACAAGAUCUGCCUCUUGGCUUAUGUCGAGAUAUUGAUUCCUCCACACAACAAUUUACUUCUCGUAUCGACGAAUUAGAAGAGAUGUCAACCGGCAACCGUAUCUGGAAACAACGAUUAGUGGAUAUUGGUACUGUCACUGCACAACAAGCAAAGGAUUGGGGAUUCAGUGGUGUAAUGUUAAGAGGUCGUGCGACAUGAAGACAUUGAUAGCAAUAUGGGGGAAGUUCCCAUCAGGCAACAACGGUUCUGCCUGACCCUACAAAAGCAUGCAUAUGUUGUCAGUGAAGAUUUUGUGUGAAGCCUUGGAGACGACGUACCCGGGGCUAGGGUGAGCUGAGGGGGGACAGCGUAAGUGAGCGAAUGUGUGUAAGCCCAGUCAAAGAUUCCUAUU